AUGUUGAAGGGAUCCAAGUUCUUCGCUCUGUCGCUCGCUCUCUUGCCUGCCCUCGUACAGGCUCAGCGACCCCUCUACGCCCAAUGUGGUGGUACUGGAUGGACUGGCGAAACCACCUGUGUCUCUGGCGCCGUCUGUGAAGUGAUCAACCAGUGGUACCACCAGUGCUUGCCUGGAUCCAACCAGCCUCAACCCCCUGUCACGACCCAACCCCCCGUCGUUGUCCCCACCACCUCGCAACCCCCUGUUGUCGUUCCCACCAACCCUCCCGGUGGCACUCCCGUCCCCAGCACUGGCAACCCCUUCGAGGGUUACGAUAUCUAUCUCAGCCCUUACUAUGCUGAGGAAGUCGAAGCCGCAGCUGCUAUGAUUGAUGACCCCGUUCUCAAGGCCAAGGCUUUGAAGGUCAAGGAAAUCCCCACCUUCAUCUGGUUCGACGUCGUCCGCAAGACCCCCGACCUCGGCAGGUACCUCGCCGAUGCCACCGCCAUCCAGCAACGAACUGGCCGCAAGCAGCUCGUUCAGAUCGUCGUUUAUGACUUGCCUGACCGUGACUGCGCUGCCGCAGCCUCCAACGGAGAGUUCUCUCUCGCUGACGGCGGUAUGGAGAAGUACAAGGACUACGUCGACCGUCUCGCUUCUGAGAUCAGGAAGUAUCCUGAUGUCCGCAUCGUUGCUGUCAUUGAGCCCGACUCGCUGGCCAACAUGGUCACCAACAUGAACGUUGCCAAGUGCCGCGGUGCUGAGGCUGCCUACAAGGAGGGUGUCAUCUACGCUCUCCGCCAACUCAGCGCUCUCGGUGUCUACUCUUACGUUGAUGCCGGCCACGCUGGAUGGCUCGGAUGGAAUGCCAACCUUGCUCCUUCCGCUCGUCUCUUCGCCCAAAUCUACAAGGAUGCCGGCAGGUCUGCCUUCAUCCGUGGUCUUGCCACCAACGUCUCCAACUACAACGCCCUCAGUGCAACCACCCGUGAUCCCGUCACCCAGGGCAAUGACAACUACGAUGAGCUCCGCUUCAUCAACGCUCUUGCUCCUCUCCUCCGAAAUGAAGGCUGGGACGCCAAGUUCAUCGUCGACCAGGGUCGUUCUGGUGUCCAGAACAUCCGACAGGAGUGGGGCAACUGGUGCAACGUCUACGGUGCUGGCUUCGGCAUGAGGCCCACUUUGAACACCCCCUCGUCCGCCAUCGAUGCCAUCGUCUGGAUCAAGCCCGGUGGAGAGGCCGACGGUACCUCUGACACCUCUGCUCCUCGAUAUGACACCCACUGCGGCAAGUCUGACUCGCACAAGCCCGCUCCUGAGGCCGGUACCUGGUUCCAGGAAUACUUCGUCAACCUUGUCAAGAAUGCCAACCCCCCUCUCUAA
Molecule: messenger RNA, 1365 nt
Organism: Coprinopsis cinerea okayama7#130
Lineage: Eukaryota; Fungi; Basidiomycota; Agaricomycetes; Agaricales; Psathyrellaceae
Product: exocellobiohydrolase
Exons: 7
Coding region: 1-1365 (454 amino acids)
Biological process (GO): cellulose catabolic process
Cellular component (GO): extracellular region
Molecular function (GO): cellulose binding; hydrolase activity, hydrolyzing O-glycosyl compounds
Source: RefSeq, a predicted model, not a curated record